AUGACCGAUAACAACCAAGGCUGCAAGAUCACUCUGUACUGGCUCGAGCAAUCUCGAAGCCAUCGUAUCCUCUGGUUGCUCGAGGAGCUGCAGUUGAAAUAUGAGCUGAAGACUUUCAAGCGACGAGCUGAUAAGCUUGCGCCCGCGGAGCUGAAGGAGGUCCACCAACUCGGCAAGUCUCCUAUCAUCACCAUUGAGGCUCCGGGCUCCUCAAAGCCUAUGGUUCUUGCUGAGUCCGGCGCGAUCGUCGAGUAUCUCUGCGACCACUUCGGAAAGGUGAAGCCUUCGCUUGUGCCGGAGCGCUAUGUCGCAGGUCGUGAAGGUCAAGUUGGUGGCGAGCGUGAAGAAUUCAUACGCUACCGUUAUUUCAUGCACUAUGUGGAAGGUAGUCUGAUGCCUUUCCUUGUCAUGACUCUGGUGAAUGACACCCUCCGCAAGUCCCCGCCCUUCUUCGUUCGUCCCAUCACCGGUAUCGUUGCUUCGCAGAUUGAAGCGCAAUUCUUGACUCGCAAUGUGGAGGGGAAUCUCGCUUUCUUGGAGGAUCAGUUGAAAACUGCCCCUGAGGGUGGGCCCUUCAUUUGCGGUAAGGUGUUGACUGCGGCGGAUAUUCUGUUGAGUUUCCCUGUUAUCGCGGCGAGCGGUCGCGUUUUGCAGGAUAAGAAGCAACAGGAGAAAUAUCCUCUUCUGUUCGCUUAUGCGAAGCGUUUGGAGAAGGAGGAUGGUUAUCAAAAGGCUGUGAAGAAGAUUGAGGAGAUUGAGGGCACUUUCUCAGCGUCUAUGUGA
This is a messenger RNA of Penicillium angulare, 783 nucleotides long. RefSeq names its product glutathione S-transferase. NCBI's taxonomy places the organism in Eukaryota, Fungi, Ascomycota, Eurotiomycetes, Eurotiales, Aspergillaceae. The transcript is spliced from 3 exons. The record is from RefSeq and is a predicted model, not a curated record. The coding region runs from base 1 to 783 and encodes 260 amino acids.